This is a messenger RNA of Phoenix dactylifera (date palm), 1574 nucleotides long. Lineage: Eukaryota; Viridiplantae; Streptophyta; Magnoliopsida; Arecales; Arecaceae. The record is from RefSeq and is a predicted model, not a curated record.
AAUAGUAAAAAAAGAGAAUCAAACAUUUUCUUAUUUCGUUAUUAUAGAGGGUGAAUGGGAGAGAGGAACCGGCAGAGACCAAAGGGGGCCCGCCUUAAUUCACCUAAUCCUUUGUCUCCCUUACCCCUCUUUUACCUCCCACCAGCCGCUAUUUUCUCUGCCCUCCAGUCUCCGUGCCUAUCACUAGACCGAUCUCCACCGGUUCUCUUUUCUCACAUUCUCUCGUUUGAUUUGAAGGAAAAAAAGAAAGAAAGAAAUCUUGAAACACACAAAAUGCUGUGCUCGAUCUCGACCUCGAGGUCGAGCUCCAACUGGCUCGAUCGCCUCCACACCUCCAAAGGCUUCUCCAUCCCCGCCGACCUCGAUCUCGACCACUUCCUCUCCUCCAACCCUAACCCGGACCCCAACUCCAAUUCUUGCUUUCCUCCUCCUCCUCCUUCCGAGACUCGGCCCUCCUGUGCGCGGCGGAAGCAGCAUCCGCCGCCGCCGGUCUCCGCCUCGGGGAGCAAAACUGCCGGCGAGAAGGAGCAGAUCUUCGAUCUGAUGAGCUCCGCCUUGGCGGAGCUCUUCGUCAUGGGGGACCGCCCCGCCCCCGGAACCCUAAGGGCGAGCAAGAAGAGCUCCCGGAAGCAGCCCAACCCUAAGGCCUGCGUCCCCUCCGUCUCAGCGAGCAUCGGUGGCAACUUCUUGGCCGGUGCGCCGGCGGCUUGCCACGUUACUCCGGCGACUUCGCCGUCGAGCGCUGAGAACAGCGUGGCGGAGGCCAAGAAGAGCCGGACGAAGGCGAGAAGGAAGCGUGGGACGGCAGGAAGUCCUGUCGAGUCGGAUUUGUCGACGUAUUCGAAGACGGAGGUGACGGUUAUCGACACGAGCUCCCCAGGUUGGAAGUCGGAGAAGCUCAUCUUUAGGAAGGGGAUCGUGUGGAAGGUCCGGGACAAGAAGCUAUGGAAUGUAUGCAGGAAGAAGAGGAAGCUGGGUCUGGUGGAGAGAUUGAUCAGCGAGAAGGAGAAGGAGCAGCCGUUGAUUGACAUGAAAGUUCCGGCUGGGAAGGAGCGUUCAAGAUCAGUGGAUGAGGGAGGAGCUCAUGCUGAAAAGAUAGAUGCUUCAAAUGAGUCUGAUGAUCAAAUUCAAAUUCCUAUGAGAAAGCCAAAAUUUUCAAGAUCACCGCGUGUUCCAGCAGCCAAAGAUUCUUCUGUUUACUGUUUACAAGUUAGUACAAGCAGGAAAAAUGGCUCGGCAUGUCCCAAAGGUACUCCAAAAGGAUGAUGAGACUGUGAAGUGUUUUUGGGAGAUCGCUAUUAGGAGGAUUUUGGAGAGCUAUUCUUUGUUCUCUGCAUCUUGAAGAAAUGCAGACUGCUCUCUGCAGGACAAUAUAUGAGCGAAGGUGGUUAAUGAAUCACUGGUUGCAUUAGCUCUAAACUAUUAGCAAGGGCAUUAGAAGCUGUUCAUUGACUCAAAGCAGUGGGUUUUGAGUGAAUUCAUUUCACAAAAAAUAUCACGAGAGUGUCAAAGCUAUGACAUGCCUGUUCUGGAUCAAAUUCAUCCAUUUAAUACCCAUUUUCUAUGAAUUAUCA